Molecule: messenger RNA, 2205 nt
Organism: Didymodactylos carnosus
Lineage: Eukaryota; Metazoa; Rotifera; Eurotatoria; Philodinida; Philodinidae
Source: the annotation of a GenBank genome assembly
AUGAAUCGCUUGCAACUCAAUCGUUUGAUUACACCAUUAAGUCGAAUUAAGCAACAUGGCUAUAUUUUUGUUGCGAAUCAAUCAACAGCUGCUAAAAAGGAACCGGAAAAACUUGAAGUGUUUGUAGAUGGUAAACCAAUUCAUGUUGAACCUAACACUACCGUUCUUCAAGCUUGUGCUGAAGCUGGUGUUGAAAUUCCACGUUAUUGUUAUCACGAACGAUUAUCGAUUGCUGGUAAUUGCCGAAUGUGUCUUGUUGAAAUAGAAAAAACACCUAAACCAGUUGCAUCAUGUGCAAUGCCUGUUAUGAAAGGCAUGCGGAUAUUAACAGAUUCACCGCUGACGAAGAAAGCACGUGAAGGUGUCAUGGAAUUUUUGCUUGUCAAUCAUCCACUUGAUUGUCCCAUUUGUGAUCAAGGUGGUGAAUGUGAUUUACAGGAUCAAUCAAUGAUGUUUGGUAGUGAUCGUUCACGUUUUACAGACAAUCAGUUUUCGGGUAAACGAUCUGUAGAGGAUAAAAAUAUCGGACCACUCGUUAAGACAAGUAUGAAUCGUUGUAUUCAUUGUACACGGUGUAUCAGAUUUGGCAGCGAAGUAGCUGGUGUAAGUGAUCUGGGAACCACUGGUCGUGGCAGUGAUAUGGUCAUUGGUACAUAUGUUGAACGUUUAUUUAUGUCUGAAUUAUCUGGAAACGUUAUUGAUUUAUGUCCUGUCGGUGCAUUAACAUCGAAACCAUAUGCAUUUACAGCUAGACCAUGGGAAACAAGAAAAUCGGAAUCUAUUGACGUGAUGGAUGCACUGGGAAGCAACAUUGUUGUUCAUACAAGAAGCGGAGAUGUACUUCGUGUUAUUCCGCGUAUUAAUGAAGAUGUGAAUGAAGAAUGGAUAUCAGAUAAAACACGUUUUGCAUAUGAUGGUUUAAAACGGCAACGUUUAACAGCACCAAUGUUAAAAAAUCGUGAUGGAUAUCUAACACCAUGUGAUUGGGAAGAUGCAUUAAGUGUUGUCGCUGAAAAGAUUGGUCGCUCAACCGGUUCAAAGAUGGCCGCACUAGCUGGCCGUUUUUGUGAUGCUGAAGGAUUAAUCGCAUUGAAAGAUUUCAUGAAUCAAUUAGGAUGUGAAACAGUUUGUGUGGAAGAGUUAUUUCCAAACGUUGGCGCUUCAACGGAUUUGAGAAGCAAUUAUUUAUUCAAUGGCACCAUUGCCGGCGUUGAACAUGCUGAUCUGGUCCUGUUAGUAGGAACAAAUCCACGUUAUGAAGCAUCAGUUUUGAACGCAAGAAUACGAAAAGCGUGGACACACAACGAUUUACGAGUAGCCGUAAUAGGUCCAAAACUUGACUUGACAUACACAUAUGAUCAUUUAGGUGAUAGUACAAAAGUAUUAGCAGAAUUGUCAAGUGGAAAGCAUGCAUUUUCAAAAAUUCUGAGCAGUGCAAAACGACCAUUGAUUAUUCUUGGUAGUGCAAUGUUUCAACGUCAAGAUACAGAGUCAGUUUAUGCAGCCACUGUGUCAUUAGCAAACAAAUUACGUUCAUCGCUUGCUGAUGAGAAUAAAGAAUGGCGUAUUUUCAAUGUUCUCCAUCGAUAUGCAUCACAAGUAGCAGCUUUAGACCUUGGUUAUAAGCCUGAUGUUAAAUCAAUUAUUGAAUUAAAACCAAAAAUAUUAUAUUUAUUUGGUGCUGAUGAAGGUCUUAUUAAACGUCAGGAUUUACCGAAUGAUUGUUACAUAAUUUAUCAAGGUCAUCAUGGCGAUCGUGGUGCAUUAAUGGCAGAUGCAAUUCUGCCUGGAGCCGCUUACACAGAAAAACAGGGCAUAUAUGCCAACACCGAAGGUCGUGCACAACAAACGCGCCUUGCUGUAACACCACCAGGCAAAGCAAGAGAAGAUUGGAAAAUUAUUCGAGCUUUAGCUGAAGUAUGUGGUUUGACAUUGCCCUACAAUGAUAUUGAUGAUGUUCGAUCACGCAUUGAUCAAGUUGCUCCAAAUUUAACACGAAUCAAUACAAUUGAAGAAGCCAAUUAUUUUAAACAAAAUGCUGAUUUGUUACAGAAUCAUAAAACAUCGUUUACUGAUUCAGCACUAACACCUCCAAUUACCGAAUUAAAAGACUUUUAUAUGACAGAUCCCAUUAGUCGUGCAUCAUUAACAAUGGCUAAAUGUGUUAAAGCAGUUGAAGAACAAUUGAAAUCUCGGCACACAUAA